AACAGUCGUCCAUUUCUGGUGGUUGUUGUUGGGUGGCUCAACUGGCUCCCGCCCACCUUUCUGUCGUGCUUUGUUAUGAUCCUCGAUUUUACUACGUGCAGCUUCGAUAGCCAAUAGCCAUUGCAAAUUGAAUCGAAUUAGAAGUGAAAAGGCUGGGGGAGAUUUUUUUUGUUUCAUUUAAGUUUCAGAUCUUUUUAAAGGUGCAUUCGAAAUAAUGGGGUUAGAUUCUAAAUAUCAAAAUUUCACGAAGUGACGUCAGCAUUCGAUUUUUUCCCCCACUGAUAGCACGUCGCGCGCCCCCUCUUGCGUCAUUUUAGGUUUUACCCUUCAUUUGUGUGUUGUGGAGGGCCAACCAAAGUUGAGCUUUUUCAAGUCUCACUGGGGUGACUGCGUCGUGGGAAUUACGCCACUCUUUCAACUUGUGAUAACGUGUCGAUUAAAUUGUCCUUAAAACUUAGAAACUCUAGUUACCCAGAAAAUGAUUCGUCGACAUUAGAUUAUGUGCCAUGCCUUUUGAAGUGGUGUUAUAUGUGGUUAGCCCUUGUGCCAGCCUUGUGAGCUGUGCCGGCCACCACUCGGCCCACAAACUGCUGACUGACUCCAUUUGCCCUCCACAAUUCUUCUAAGUUUUUCUGAGCGCUUCACCAAAACCAACCUAUGUUAUAUAAUCCGAAAUAAUACUACCAUACACUACUGCUUUAUUUUGUAAUUCCCACCUGGAAGAUUCUUACUGGAAUCUUCCUUGAAAGGCUGUGUAUCGUUCUGGCGCUAGUGAACAUCUUGUUUUAUGUGAAUCUUCAAGAGCACUUGUAAAGUGUGUGUAACUCUUGCACCCCCCUUUGGUUUCACACUUUCUGGUAGCAGGCUUCACUUUCAAAAUCUUCAAGUUGUUUCGUGCCUUCAAUCCUUGAAGAGAAAACAAAAAUAGUUACCCGAUCUAGUCAAAAGGGCACAAAAUAGCCAACCUCACCCAACACCUUUCCUUAAGAGAGGGGACAAAACAAGGAAUCGGGAAGAAAAGAACAAGAAAUUGAAAGCGAAGUGGAGAUACAGCCCAGGAAUUCACACUGUAUUUUUCAAAUAAAAAGAAAACUAAACAAAAAAGAAACAAAAGAAGAAAAGAAAUCUCCAUAAAAAGAAAAGAAAGGAGAAAAAGAAUAAGCUAUUUAUUGAUUUAAUUUCGCGCCCUGUCCCGUUUACAACGUUAUCCUACGUCUGAGUUUUGAUUCUUAUCCCCCUACCUAAAUUUCAAAUUUUUCAUUCAAACACACAAAAAAACCCACAAAAAAGUCAGUUGUGAGCCGAGACAGACUUAGUCUUUGCCGGACGUUAGAUUAAUAAUUCGUUGCAGUCGUUACUGCUACUGCUAUGCAUAUUUUCUGUUAUAAAGAUUUCAAAAAGUAAGGGAAGAGGAGGUGAAAGUCCUGUUGGUGGGUACGGUCGGACGAGGAGGUGGAGGGGCAGAAGGGAUUUGGGGGCAGUCGUAGUGCCAUGCGUUACGCAGCUCCCGUUGCCAUGCCUGCUGGCCUGGGUGAGUGGCUUGGCGCCGAACUGGAAGCCAGAGGAGUUGAGGCUGCUUCACUCUAUGCCCGUGCUGUUUUAUCCAUCCUGCUUCACUCGGAAGUGGCGGAAGCCGAAGCCGAGCUCGAGUUGGAUCCCGAGACUCAGCGCAACUGGAAUCCGCGCGCUGCGUUUGAACUGGAAUUGCGACUGGAACGCCAUAUGAAAGAAACGAGGCGCGGUCGACCGUCGAAGAAGAACUUUGCAGCAGCCAAAAGUUGCGGCACAGGCCAUCAUGUCGCUAAAAGAUCAAGCAACAUGGCCACAAACAAUGGACGGAACCAGGGGCAAUGUGCGACGCCAAGAAGGCGUCCCCAUUCGUGGAACGGUGACGAAGAGGCGUUGAAGAAAUGCGCUGCUAUUGAGUGCCUACUAUCGGCUACGGACGAUGGUCAGUGGGGGCCUGUUGAGAAGUUGGUCGAUGAACUUUGCGCCCGCCUGAAGCUCCUGCAACUGGAGCAGAAUGGUGGUGCCAGUUGCGAUGACGGACACGUCAAGCAACGUUGGACCAAUCACGGCAGUGCCCCAGAAUGUUUCGAAGCGGCCAGCAGCUCUUCCGACUCGGAUUCGUUUACCAGCGUCUCGUCUCCGGAAGGCGGUGAUCCGGCCGAACACUACCGCCAGGCUUUCCCCCCACUCGAGUUCCUCUCUGAUUCUGAUGAGAGCACCACCCAGCUGGUGACUGAAUCGAUAUGGAACGUCCGCAAGUCUGCCGAGAAGACCCAGCAGACGCGCGUUCGUUUCGUCCGGAUGACCGGAACGCGUUUGUCACCGCCUCCCAACCCUCAACUAGCUAUAGUUGCUACCCCUUCUUCUUCUUGUCCGCAACAAGUUGAGUUGCACGUCUAUGGCGAGUCGUGCGCUUCAGAGGCUUACUUCGGCGACUGUUCGAGAGAUAGUUCCCUGGAGCGAGCUCCUACUCCGCCCGUCAACACCAACGCGACGACCACCAGCACCAAAGGUCGUCUCUAUGAGCGGGGCACCGGAUUUGACGGAGAAGAUGGAGCUGCUCUUUUGAGCGACGUGCUGAAUAAUGCCUUCAAGUCGUUCUGCCAGCUUCACGAAGAAGACAAUGCUGUUCUCGACUCCGAAUCUCCUGUCGGCGCCAUUGGUGACGGUGGCACUCUGGGUGAUUGGAAAGGAGAGUCUGAUUGGAGUCAUCCGGUUGGAGAUGCCAGUAACAUUUGGGCCCCGGUCGAGUCGGAUUGGGCCUUAAUGGGACCCGAGCCUGCUACCCCGUGGCUUUCCAACUUGGUAGCGAAAUCGCCGGCAGACACGGCUGUCCAGCUGAGCUUGGCUCUUUUGAAUCAUCAUCCGGAGAAGAGUGGAUUUAGCCCCGUUUUGGCCAGGUCUCUGCAAAAGGCUUUGCCCAAGAGCAGCAAAUUGUUGGAGUGGUUGGCCAAUCUUGCCACUGCUGGAGGAGGAGGAGUUGUCCAAGGACAUCCUGACAAUGACGAGCACGAAGUAGAACACAUUUUGAAAGAACCUGAACGGCCUGACGAUGAAGAAGAAGAGAAUCUCCUGACGUCACCCAAGACCCACUUUUGUCCCAUUCAACAGGAAGGGGAUGUUGAGGUCCAGGUGAGCGAUGGAGCGACUUUUGAUGUGGACGCUCAGCCGGAAGAAGUUCACUUUUUGCGCAGCCCUAGUGGUGCUCUUUAUCUACCUGAUUGUGAGGAGAACGGCGAUGGAUGGAAGGGAUGGGCCAAGUACAUGGUCUACAAGUUACCACCUUCCCCGAGUCCGUCGACGUUGAAUUUAGAUCAGAAUGAACAAGAGCAGCAAACCAGCCGUUCUGCCACCCCAUUUACGCUGAAAUUCCGAGUCGUUCAAACGGAAAAGUGUUGCCAAACUGAUGCCAGGCUUUCAGUCGACCCCGAGAAACUGUCGUCUGUCGCACCUUUGUCGAUCUCUUAUCCUUUUGCUGCUUCACUAACGGCCAGCCAUGGACUUUUGGAUGUUGGGGACGUGUGGAAGUUUGACGCCAAAACGGUAACCAAGGAGUUGAAGGAAGAUCUGAAAGGAGAUGAUGAACUCGAGGAGGUAGACGAGGAUGAAGAGAAGGAGCAGAAUAAUGGCAAAGAGGAGGAAAUGGACGGACUGUUGAAUGAAGUUUGGAACGUUGCCACAGCCCUCAACCGUGAGGUCGAUGAAGAAGAACAACAACUUGUCGGUGACAGCCGUGAUUCGCCAUCUGGUGAUGCAACGGCAGAGGCUGCUGAUAUUGGCCAAGUUCCCGACGUGAAGGUAGUGAUGGUGCCAACAGAGGCCUCGUGCCCGCCACCGGUGGCGGUGUCUGUGCAAGAAGACGUUGAAGAAUUUGAUCUGGAUGAGCUGUGGAAUCCAUUCGUCGAGGACACUGGGGGUGUUGACCAAGUUGAUGUUUGCGAAUGGAUCCCACAGCCCUAUGGUGUGGCGGAGGAUGGUUGCGAGCAGUGGGCAGAUCCGGACGUCUUGGCGGAAUCUUGGCCACCACCCAACAUCCCAGUCGAGUACUUGGACGACGAAUUCUUUGACGAGAUUUACGGCUCUUUGGAUUCGAUGAAAGCUUCGGAAACGGCUAGUGGUGGUGGAGGGAAGAACAGUCGUCGUAGGAGACGUCGCACCAGCCAAAAGCAGCAAACCGUCCGUCGUCCCAAGCGCCCGUGUAGCUUUUUCGUCGAAGGUGAAUGUCGUCGCCCUGAUUGCAAAUUCUCCCACGAUCUCGGAUCUAUUCCGUGCAGAUUUUGGAUUGAAUCUUCUUGUUUCAAAGGUGAAGAAUGUCCGUUUCUACAUGGCAUACCGGUUGCUGAGAAUUCUCGCGAUCGCAAUCGCAGCUGUUCGGAUGCCGAGUUAUCUGAAAGCUGCGGUUCCGAAGACGCGGGUGAAUUGCCGGUGAAAUUCGGUCGUGCUGGCAAAUCCAGUCAUGGCCGGAAGAAGUUUCAGUUCGAUUUGGAGGCCGACUUUCCAUCGCUGUCGCACUCAAAGGUCAACAACCAAAGUGGCGAUGUCAAACUGGCCCGCUCGGGUGGUGGUGGCCCGGUGGUGAGUCAAUCUCGCCCCAUCGCCAUCACGCAAGGGUUUGCUGCGGCCGACCAUACAUCUACCACCGCUGGAUCGUCCUUGGAGAACGGAGGGGGUGAAAUUCCGACCAGUGGUGGAUUGAAGCGUCGUCGCAAGCGCUUUCCAUGUCAACGUGUCAGCGCCUUCAACUUGGUUGGAACUUCGACGGAAUCUUCUCCUGGUGAGACCGUUUCGAUCAACGUGGUGCCGGCGGGUAAACGUUCCCGCAAAGUGGCUAAAGUGACUUUGUGCACGACCACUGCCGGUUACAAACGUCAGGAAAAGGUCAACAAAAGGAAUGUUGACGCCAUCGGCGUCGUUUCUCAAUCGGAGCGACGUCGCACCAAGUCGGAGCACGACAACGGCAGCGUUGUUGUCGUUCACGGUGGAAUUGGGUCGCGUCUGCGUCUCUCUUCCAGCUACAAAGAAGGUUAAAGUUAAAACAACAUCAGAACUAAACAACACCAUUGUGAACCCUCCCUUAACCGGUGUUCAUUGUGCGAGUUGUGUACGUGUUUUUAGUUACUACCCCUUACGGAAAAUGCGGAAAAAAAAUUGAAAAUUAAUUAAAAAGAAAGAUUUAUAUUUAGCCUCUUCCAAUCUCCCAUCCUAAACAAAAAUUUUUAACCACCUCCAAUCUCGUCUGGCCCGCCAUUUACCACCUUAAAAUGUGCUUGGCUCUCAUUUUCAAAAUUUUUUUUUGUAUCCUAUUUCUCUCUGCAAGUUAAUCCCUGUUAAUUUCAUCAGUUUUUUAAAUUCCUUCAACCUCCACCCUCGUUGGUUUAAAACAAAAAGUUAUUUUAAGUUGCCUCGUUUCUUUCUUUCUCCUCUCUCUCUCUCGGUGUCUCCCAAAUAAUUUUUGUGCGUUUGUGACGUCGUUUCGAGGCUCUUCAAUAUUUUUUUUUUCUCCUUUCGUCGACUUGUUCUAUCAAUUUCUUUAUUUCUUCUCUUCCGGCGCAUCAUUUUUUCUUUCUUUUCCAUUCUGUCCCGUUUUUGUCUCCCCCGUUUUUUUUUGGGCGCCGGAAUUCUGGCGCACGUUACGCGGUGCUUUAAAUUCAUUUCAAUUCAAAAUUAAUUUCUCUUUACAAAAAUUUGAAAAAUUUGCUGCCACCUUUUUUUUUUAUUGUUGGAUUUUUUUUUAAUGAGUUUUUCAAAAAUUAUGAAGCCCGCUAACGCGCGCCGCCGUCUCCCCCGCACGUGUUCUUGUCUUGAUUGAUUUAUUUUUUUUCUUUAUGUUCUUGUGGCGUCUUUCGAAUCCGUGUUAGUUCGUUCCGUCGCUGAUGAACUGUCCUCCUUCCAACUCUCUGCUCUCGUCAGACGCGCAAUUCAUGUCGAAUCUAUGCCAACUGUUGAGUGAUACCAUGUCAUCUGUUGUGAGAGUGAAGGAGGAAACAUAACCAGGUGUAUCUCUUUAGAUGAUAGAGAGAAACUCCUCCCCAAAAAAAUUACAAAAAACUACCGAGAGGAUGAUUUCACAAUAAACUUCCCCUCCCCAAAUCUAUUUUUGUUUGUAGUUUGGGUCAACGUGAAAAAAAAAUUCAUCAAACUAAA
Daphnia pulicaria is the source of this 6153-nucleotide messenger RNA. RefSeq lists its product as uncharacterized. Gene Ontology annotation, molecular function: RNA binding; metal ion binding. The transcript is spliced from 10 exons. Gene Ontology annotation, biological process: negative regulation of DNA-templated transcription. Gene Ontology annotation, cellular component: nucleus. The record is from RefSeq and is a predicted model, not a curated record. NCBI's taxonomy places the organism in Eukaryota, Metazoa, Arthropoda, Branchiopoda, Diplostraca, Daphniidae. The coding region runs from base 1492 to 5037 and encodes 1181 amino acids.